Molecule: messenger RNA, 678 nt
Organism: Lasiosphaeria miniovina
Lineage: Eukaryota; Fungi; Ascomycota; Sordariomycetes; Sordariales; Lasiosphaeriaceae
Exons: 1
Coding region: 1-678 (225 amino acids)
Source: RefSeq, a predicted model, not a curated record
AUGGACGCGGCGGCGCUGCUCAAGUCGCAGGGGUGGCGGGGCAAGGGCUUCUCGCUGCACCCGACCGACAACGACAUCGGGCUGGCGAAGCCGCUGCUGCUGUCGGGCAACAAGGACGGGCGCGGCGUCGGCCAGAAGCCGCACUACACGAGCGAUCAGUGGUGGCUGGCCGCCUUUGACGAGAAGCUCAAGGGCCUGGACACGACGAGCAAGUCCGGCGGCGUCGUGCAGUCGGUGACCGAGGGGAGGCUGGACAUGGUGGCAGCCACCAGCGGCGGCACCGGCGGUAAGUACACGGGCGCCGGGGGCCUGUACUCCUCGUUUGUGCGCGGUGAGAAGCUCGAGGGCACCGUGGUGCUAGUGACACCGCCGGAAACGGCCGACGAGCACGAGGCCAACAAGGACAAGCCGAAGAGGACGAAGGAGACAAAGGAAGAGAGGCGCACCCGCAGAGAGGCCAGGUGGCAGCGCAAAGCCGAAAAUGCUGCGAAAGCCGAGGCAAAGCUGAAAGCCGCCAAGCGGGCUGCUGCCAAGGAGGAGAGGAGGAGAACCCGGGCCACCGCUGGCAGCGAGACAAAGGAAGAGCGACGCGCCAGGAGAGCGGAGCGUAGAGCUCGCAAAGAAGCCAGGAGGAAGAGGCGCGCGGAGAAGAGCCUGCGCAAAGCCGACCAGGGUUGA